Messenger RNA from Nematostella vectensis (starlet sea anemone), 1443 nucleotides. Its product is annotated as centromere protein L. The record is from RefSeq and is a predicted model, not a curated record. The coding region runs from base 172 to 1311 and encodes 379 amino acids. NCBI's taxonomy places the organism in Eukaryota, Metazoa, Cnidaria, Anthozoa, Actiniaria, Edwardsiidae. The transcript has a single exon.
AUUUAUGAUGCCUUAAAGUAUUUGGUUUUAGCUUCAUUCUAGCUAGUAAAAUGAAAGCUAUGCGAAAAAAGUAUAUGACUUUGUAAUUACCGAAAAUAUAUUGAGCUGUAACAUUUCAGUCAAUAAUCGUCCGUUAAUUCGAAAACCGUUGCUUUCAGCGGUAGAUUCAAAAUGGCCGGAAAAAGCGAGGAAGAAGUGUUCUCCACUGCUCGAAGAAAACGACUUUCUCUACUCAAGACUCCAUUAUCUGUUACAAGAUACAGUCCUUAUACAAAGACGCCAAGAACUGGACGUUCAACGAUAUUACCCAAGCACUGUGCCCGUGAAAAUGUUGAAGUAUUUACACCGAACGCUUCAACAUUUGUAAACAACCAUCUAUCGGACCAGCUGAAAACACCUCUAAGGAAUGGGGAAGUCUGUGAAAUCACAAACGAAAUCACCUCAAUAGUCAGGAAAACAUGGAGGGUCCAUUGCUGUUCGCCUUUCCACAAGCUUUGCUACAAAAACCUGAAACAAUACGGCAAAUUGCUUUCUUCUUCCUUACAAGCCGAAACGACCAAAGAAAGUAAAUUUGUAGAGGAACACUUUUCGGGGAAACUUGUUGCCCGGUUCUCCGUUUUAAAGGACUUGGUUUUAUACAACACAGACCCAAGAGGUCUUCAAAUUGAGUUGGUGGAUAACACUUCGAACUCAAAGAUUGAGAAACGCCUGUCUCUAUCAACAAUCGUGCUAUGUUCGAUUGGGAGAGACAUCGACGAGAACAUGUCAGAUGAUGCAUUCAAAACGCAUUUUGUGUCUUUACCAGUUUGCCUCGCCAAAGGAACCGUUGCGUUAACAAGAUAUGUGCUAUCUUGGUUAGAGAGGCAGUUUGACUGCAGAAUAACCCCGAUGGUAUUUUCCCCUUCAGAACUUUCUUGGUACUCAUCUCUCUGGGCCGGUACCGUUCCCAAAGAGUCUGAACACCUUUUAGAACUUUGCUACAAAGUGCCAACAGGGAUCCGAGGGUUAAGGCAAAUUACCUUGUCCGUCAAUGCUAGCGAUGCCAGGGAACUUUGGGAAUGCAUGCAUCCAAGUGACUCUGACAUUUUUAAUGAGGAGGAAUCUGUCUUUUUCAUGCAUUCUCUAGAGAGCCAUUUUUAUCACCAUUUUAAAAUCAGUUUGGGCUCAAUGUCGCUCUCACGUAUUGCUAAUUCACUUGUUUUUAUUGGAGGUGAAGGUAGACUGAAAAUUUUGCAUGCAGGGUAUGUUCGACAUGUUUUACAACAAAUUACACAGGCAGCAGCUGAGCGGGAAAUCUUAGCAAGAUUGUAGAUUAAUAUUUUAUUGUUUUUUAUUCAGUGGAACCUAGUCUGUAUAGUGUCACAAUAUUCUUGGUAUAACAAUAAAAAUAUUGUUCACCAGGUGUAUAAUAUAUCUCAUUAAAACAAUUUAUAUGAAAGUGAA